This is a messenger RNA of Aspergillus nomiae NRRL 13137, 1927 nucleotides long. RefSeq names its product unc-93 family MFS transporter. The transcript is spliced from 5 exons. The coding region runs from base 166 to 1689 and encodes 507 amino acids. Gene Ontology annotation, biological process: transmembrane transport. NCBI's taxonomy places the organism in Eukaryota, Fungi, Ascomycota, Eurotiomycetes, Eurotiales, Aspergillaceae. Gene Ontology annotation, molecular function: transmembrane transporter activity. The record is from RefSeq and is a predicted model, not a curated record.
AAAGGAAAUUUCCACGACAUUAUCAGUCUUGACUUGACAUCGUGCAAAAACACUGAUACCGGGUCAACGCAACAUUAGAUCAAGUGAACUGCUACUCUCCUAACAAGCUUUUAUCCAGCCUCUUAUCACAGCCCUGAGGUUUUCCCUUCCUGCAUCCUUCAAGCAAUGGGUAACUCAACAGUUGGCGAUGAUAAUCCUGCGGAGAAGGAGUUUGCUGCCGCCACGUCGGAUCCUGAGGCUGGUCAGGACUCCGUCUCGGGGAAGCCAUGGAUGUACAAGUCUUGGAAGAUUGGCCCUUUAACGCUGCCCUGGUUUGCACACCCGAUGACCCAGCUCGUUCUGGUCUCCUUUGUUUGUUUCCUUUGCCCUGGCAUGUUCAAUGCUGUGAGUGGCCUUGGGGGCGGUGGCCAGGUCGAUGCAACCGAUGUUAACAAGGCCAAUACCGCAUUAUACAGCACAUUUGCCGUGGUAGGCUUCUUCGCUGGUUCCAUUGCAAAUCGGAUUGGCCUCCGCCUGACUCUUUCGUUUGGUGGAUUUGGAUACUUCCUCUAUGUGGCAUCUCUUCUGUCAUAUAACCAUAACGCCAAUGCCGGCUUCCUGAUCUUUGCUGGCGCACUACUCGGUGUCUGUGCUGGGUUGUUGUGGUGUGCCCAGGGAGCCGUCAUGAUGAGCUACCCACGUGAACACGAAAAAGGCAAAUACAUCUCCAUCUUCUGGGUGAUUUUCAACCUCGGUGGCGUGAUCGGCAGCCUGGUACCUCUGGGCCAGAAUCUGCAUUCUACCGCUGGUAGGGUCAAUGAUGGCACUUACAUAGCUUUCAUGGUCCUUAUGGCAGUCGGUUUCGUUCUCGCAUGGGGCUUAUCUGAUUCAAAGUACAUUAUGCGCUCGGACCGUUCACGUGUCAUUGUCAUGAAGAAUCCCUCCUGGAAAUCAGAAUUCAAAGGUCUUUUUGACACCCUGCGCAGUGAUUAUUACAUUAUCCUUAUGUUCCCUCUGUUUUUGUCGAGCAAUUGGUUUUACGGUUACCAUUUCAAUAGCGUCAAUGGCGCCUAUUUCAAUGUCCGCACUAGGUCUCUCAACAGCUGCCUCUAUUGGCUCAUGCAAAUGGUCGGUGCCUUCGUCUUCGGCUUUACUCUGGACAUGAAGUUCUUUUCUCGGUCAAUGCGCGCAAAGAUAAACUUCGUCCUACUCUUUCUUCUCACGUUGGGUGUUUGGGGUGGCGGUUAUGCCUUCCAGAAGCAGUAUACUCGUGCCGACGCGCCGCUUGAUACGGACUGGUCGGAUAGUGGCUACGUUGGUCCUAUGUUCCUUUAUAUGUUCUAUGGUUUCUACGACGCUGCCUUCCAGACCUGCGCUUAUUGGUUUAUGGGAUCACUUACCAACAACGCCCGCAAAUUGGCAAACUUUGCCGGCUUCUACAAGGGAAUUCAGUCCGCUGGCGCAGCGGGAAUGUGGGCCAUGGACCUUGAUAAGGCUCCUUUCAUGACCGAGCUUGCCUCUUGUUGGGGUCUUCUCCUCGGCAGUCUUCUGAUUGCAUCCCCCAUCAUCUUCUUCAAGAUUAAGGACCAUGUGGACAUCGAAGAAGAUCUCAAAUUCUCCGAUGAAACAGCUCAUGACGUCAUGGGUAACAUCCCUAUGGAAGAACAGACAUCUGGAAAGAGGGAGGAGAAGCGGACGUCUGUCGCUUAACCCUACCUAGUGUCCAUCGUUUGCUGCUUAUCUGGAUGUAUUUCUUUUUUACGCUAAGGUCAACAGUUGAUAUCCAUGGUGACAUGUUUGGGUAGCCUCAGUGGAAAGUUUCUCGUUUACUCUUUACCCCAAGGUACACUCGGGCCUACAGUUUGUGAUGUACCAUUGGAUUAAUGCUCAAACAAAAACAUGUAUUUAAUUACCCCCAGUUGUCACGAAUGAUUUAAUAUAAGAAUUU